Messenger RNA from Durotheca rogersii, 1426 nucleotides. RefSeq lists its product as uncharacterized. Bases 119 to 1300 code for a protein of 393 amino acids. NCBI's taxonomy places the organism in Eukaryota, Fungi, Ascomycota, Sordariomycetes, Xylariales, Xylariaceae. The transcript has a single exon. The record is from RefSeq and is a predicted model, not a curated record.
GUCGUCUCACCCCUGCUUAUUCUACGAGACCUCCAAGCUUCAACUUUCCGUCCCCAUCAGGAUCGAAGCUGACCUCCGCCUCUACCUUAACCCAACAUCACCACAGAAUCACAUAUCGAUGGCAUCUCCGGUCUUAGCCGAGAUCACUCGCCGGGAUCUCCAGGGCCUCCCUACCCCUCCCGUGGCGGCGAUUACCGAUGUCAAGCACCUGUCCUCAUACAGCUGGCUUGAAGCGCCGACACCCACCAUCGCUGUCCCGGGCAGUCCGGCCCUCUGGUCCGCCCCGGCCGGAUCUCAACUCGUAAAGAAGGACUCCGGACUGGUCUACAUCGCUCAAAAUUCAGCUCGGCACCCGUCCAGCCCGCUCGAACCUCUAUUCCGCUCACUGUACAUCGAAAACCCCUCUUUCGACAUCAGCUCGGUUGACGUCGUGACCGACCGAAACAACAUCCGCAAAUUGCUCUCAUUUAUCGACCCCAGCUCGAGCAGAAGCGGCCUCGAGCCAUUCACCAUCAAACUCGAGGUGACAAAGAAUACGGUAUUAUUCUCUCGCGUAGAGAAGGUGACCUACGAGAUAAUCGCACCGCAUGAAUUCAGGGGAUUCGGCCACGAAUUCGAGAAGGCGUACACGAAAAACCAGAUUGAAGACAGCACCGGACACCACAGGGUGAUCUCGUAUCGCUUCGGGGGCUUGACCCUCGUCGUCCGCUGCGAGACGGACGGAUACAUCGGCGCGAGGAUGGCGCGGAGUCCCAGCAGCAAGAAGGGAGGGGACGGCGACCUCUCGAACCUGCUGUCGUCCCUGUCCCUAGUUCCGAGCAACAAGUCUCGCGCGCCGGCCCACGUCGGCUCCAAGCUGUCCGUCGAGAGGGACGGCCAGGUGGUGUCGCUCGCGUCGACUCUCGAGAUCAAGACCCGGGUCGCGCAUAAGCCUCUCGAGUUCAGGGACGUCGCGUCCCAGCUCUGGCUGUCCCAGACGCCGAACCUCGUGCGGGCCUACCACGUCAAGGGCGUGUUCAACAGGCCUGAGGUCGAAAACGUAGCGUCCCAGAUCAGGGCGUGGGAAGCCGCCCACCAGAGAGACUUGACGAAGCUAGCUGCGCUGAUCGCGAGGAUUAUCAGGGCGGUGAAGGGCCGCUGCAGAAGCGCCGUCGUUAGAUACGACAUCGCGGGAGACAAACUGGUGAUCUCCAGUGUCCCCGAUAGCGAUGUGCUCCCGAAGGACUUGUAUGCAAAGUGGGAUGACCGUGUUGGCGGGGCCGGCCUCGGCACGGGGACUAGGGAGCGGAAGAGACCGUGAUGAAGGUAAGAGGUUGACUGAAGGGGUCUGUAUUCGGAUUGAUAUAUCGCCAUGACUGGAGAUGGCCUUUAGUUCACGGCCCUGGAUUGGCUUAGGGCUAGGUUAUGAGUUGCCUUAUGCUCCGUC